Molecule: messenger RNA, 1179 nt
Organism: Magnolia sinica
Lineage: Eukaryota; Viridiplantae; Streptophyta; Magnoliopsida; Magnoliales; Magnoliaceae
Exons: 9
Coding region: 98-811 (237 amino acids)
Source: RefSeq, a predicted model, not a curated record
CGCCUCGCUUUCUUCGAGAAACGAACACAACCUAACCGCUCCUUGCAUUUCACGUCCCCCACGGGCCACGGCGCACAUUUCUGCCAGAUUCGCGCGCAUGGAGGCUUGCUGGACAAGAUGCUCUCCGAGGAAUCUCUUCAGAGGCGCCAGGCCUGUCAAUCCGAAGCUCCGAACGUCGAUUCUUCGAUCUUCCAUGGCCACUCGAACGGUUGGAGCCUUUGAAAGGAAGGCGUAUGAUGCACUGCUGUUGGAUGCUGGAGGAACGCUUCUGCAAUUGGCCAACCCUGUUGAAGAGACGUACGCUGCGAUCGGUAGAAAAUAUGGGUUGAAGGCAACUAGCAGUGAGAUAAAGCAAGGAUUUAGAAGAGCCUUUGCAGCCCCUUGGCCUCAAAAGCUUCGUUACCAGGGAGAUGGGCGGGCAUUUUGGAGACUGGUUGUCUCUGAAGCUACUGGUUGUGAAAAUAGUGACUAUUUUGAGGAAGUAUAUGAGCACUUUGCAAAUGGUGAUGCGUGGAGUCUUCCCAGUGGAGCUUAUGAAACUAUAUGCCAUCUCAAAGAUUCUGGAGUUAAAUUGGCCGUUGUCUCCAAUUUUGACACACGCUUGCAGAAGUUAUUGAAGGACCUCAAUGUUGCUGAUCUGUUUGAUGCCAUUAUCAUAUCAGCAGAGGUCGGGUAUGAAAAGCCGGCCCCUGAAAUCUUCAGAGCUGCUCUAGAUCAAAUUAGAGUGGUGGCAGAAAAGGCAGUACAUGUUGGGGAUGAUGAAAAGGCUGAUAAGAUGGGGGCAAAUGCCGUUGGGAUCGAUUGCUGGUAAAACAAAUCUAUGCCUUUCAAAAAGUAAAAUAGAAAACAAGAUCAAUUGUCCUUUCUUUUUCUUGUAUGGUUUUUACCACAUCUUUUGAAUGAAUGCACUCAUAUUUUUAGCUACCCGUCAAAAUGCAUGUUCUUUCUUCUUCUUCUUUUUCUUCUUCUUUUUUCUUUUUUAACUUUGCUUUAAACUUGUAGCAUACAAGUCAGAUAACUACUUGUGAUAGAAGCAUCGAUUGCCCCCUGAACCGUUAAAGAUAUUAUGUCCGUGUUGUAAAAGGCAGCGUCAUGACUUUUGUGUGGCCUUCAGUAGAUUAUGAUUUUGAUUGAUGAUGAUGGUGUGGUUUUUGUUAUGAACGUGCACUUUACCAUCUG